UAUGCCUUAUGCCAGGAUUGUCAGCCCUUUUGGACGAUAACUCUAGCGAGCGUGCCAUGAAGUUGUGCCGAGCAUUUUGUCUGCCAGUUGCAUGCCGGCGUCGGUUCUGCACUGCUGGCUGGCAUCGGCUCUCUUGCCGAUCGUCCUCGGCGGUAAGCCACACCUCAGCAACGGGCAGUCGUCUAGCAUCGGCCCCAUCCUCGGCUCGGCACUCCGGACGCCGCACCCGGAGUGCGGGGAGGAUCAGGUGAUGCUGCAGCCGGCGGUUCAUGAAGGCGCUAUACCUUCUUCAGAUAAGCGCUGAAGCUUGUUUUAAAGUUCCCGGGGCCUGUCAAAUGGGCGGUAUGCCGUAUCGCUGAACCUGGAGU
This is a messenger RNA of Chaetomium strumarium, 368 nucleotides long. RefSeq lists its product as uncharacterized. The record is from RefSeq and is a predicted model, not a curated record. The transcript has a single exon. NCBI's taxonomy places the organism in Eukaryota, Fungi, Ascomycota, Sordariomycetes, Sordariales, Chaetomiaceae. Bases 92 to 304 code for a protein of 70 amino acids.